This is a messenger RNA of Salvelinus fontinalis (brook trout), 2815 nucleotides long. Its product is annotated as somatostatin receptor type 5-like. The coding region runs from base 376 to 1821 and encodes 481 amino acids. Lineage: Eukaryota; Metazoa; Chordata; Actinopteri; Salmoniformes; Salmonidae. Gene Ontology annotation, cellular component: neuron projection; membrane. The record is from RefSeq and is a predicted model, not a curated record. Gene Ontology annotation, molecular function: neuropeptide binding; somatostatin receptor activity. The transcript is spliced from 2 exons. Gene Ontology annotation, biological process: neuropeptide signaling pathway.
UACAAGCGAGUGAUGGUGCAACGAGUAGCCUAAUGUAAUGUUGGUGGCUUUCAGUGCAGGCUGCCUCUCGGACUGUGAACAGUCAGGUGGAAGUGCGUGUAAAAGAAAGUUAAUUCCGUUUUAAUUGAUUUAUUUUAUAUCGGACACACUAAAGAAAGAACAAUUGUGUACCCUAUUAUUUGCAAGUAAAAUUUGGGGGGGUAAUUUCUUAAGAGAAAGCACAACUUCACCAUUAUUUAAUCACCCAGCUGUGGAUACUUACCGAAAAAACGUGUUUGCAAAAGUGAAAGGACAGAUAGGUGGGAGUUGAGAGAGGCAGACAGACCUGCUCCUCCAUCUCUCCUGCCUGGACUUCUGCUCGCCGCCCCCUCAGAGAUGUCGGAGGACAUGUGGGAGAACAGAACAGUCUCCAGCCCUUACCCCGACCUCCCCCUGUCUUUGCUACUAUGCAACGACACCCUCCUCAAUGACACCCUCCUCAACGACACCCUCUUCAACUGUAUCAACUCCACCAACAUUCCAGAGAUGCCAUUAGGACCCAGUGUAGCAGGGGUCCUCAUCCCACUCAUCUACAUCAUCGUCUGUGUCAUCGGCCUUGGUGGGAACAGCCUGGUCAUCCACAUUGUGCUGCACUACUCCAAAACGGAGUCUGUGACUAACAUCUACAUCCUGAACCUGGCCAUCGCUGAUGAGCUCUUCAUGCUGGGCCUGCCCUUCCUGGCUGUCCAGAACACCCUCCAGUUUUGGCCCUUUGGCUCCUUUAUGUGCCGCCUGGUCAUGACCGUGGACUCCAUCAACCAGUUCACCUCCAUCUUCUGCCUGACCGUCAUGAGCAUUGACCGCUACCUGGCAGUGGUCCAUCCCAUACGCUCCUCCAAGUGGCGGCGGCCGCAGGUGGCCAAGGUGGUCAACGGCACAGUGUGGGCCAUCUCCUUCCUGGUGGUCCUGCCUGUGGUAAUCUUCGCCAACGUCCACAAGACGGGCGGCACCUGCAAUAUCUCCUGGCCUCGGCCGGCCGACAUUUGGCGGGCGGCUUUUAUCAUCUACACGUCCACAGUGGGUUUCUUCUGCCCACUCCUCAUCAUCUGCCUCUGCUACCUGCUCAUCGUCUUCAAGAUUCGCAGCUCUGGCAAGAAGGUCCACGCCACGUCCACCAAGCGCAGGAAGUCGGAGCGUAAGGUGACGCGCAUGGUGGUGAUCGUGGUGGCCGUGUUUGUCUUCUGCUGGUUGCCCUUCUACGCCCUCAACAUUCUCAACCUGCUGGUGUCUCUGCCAUCAGAGUACCCGGGCCUCUACUACUUUGUUGUGGUAAUGGGCUACGCCAACAGCUGCGCCAACCCCAUCGUCUACGGCUUCCUGUCAGAAAACUUUAAGCGGGGCUUCCGCAAGGCCCUGUGUCGCUCCUCACGCAAGGUGGAGAGCCACGACCUGACAGAGCGCCAGCAGCAGCAGGAGGAGAGAGGUAGGGUGCUGAAGCCCCGAGAGAGCUUGAGGAGGGUCGUAGGAGAUGAGGAGGAGGAAGAGGAUGAUGAAGACAGGGAGGACGUCACAGAGAUGACAGAGAUCUGUAGGAUCGCCCAGAAUGGGAACGGACAUCCUGAGAGUUCCCAGGCCCUGUUAACACCCAAGGCACCAGCUCCAGGGGCAUCUGAGCAUGUGGCAUCCCCAGAAAGGAAAGCCAAAGCUGGUGACAUUGGUGGGAAAGGCCCAAGCUUGGGGCCUCCAGCAUCCCUGCAUAAUGGACACACAAAUGGGAGUGUCAAACCACUGCCAGAGGAGCCAGUGGAGAAGAACACCUCACUGGAGAUAAGCUACCUAUAAUGUAAAUUAACUGUCUCUGAAGUCAGUUACCUGAUGAAACUUGCAUUAAUAUUUUGUAGCAUUCAUGUAAUGUCUAUGGAAAAAGUGUGGCUAAAGUGUGGCUCUAUUUAAAUGUACAGCGCUAUACACAUAUAGAGAAGAGAAGCACUCUGCAAGGCCAUAGCACCUUUUAUAAUUUAUUGCUACAUUUCUGAUCAAUGGGCUGAGAGCGUUUGAACUGCAUCAAGCCAAUGGAAUUUGUGUUACAAUGACUUGAUACUGCCUGUAAAACGGUGUACAUACUAGGUUGUUUCUGAAGACAUUUGUACAAUUUCAAUCUGUGUUUAUAUGUUUUACCACAUGAUCACUGUAUGUACAUAAUGUAUGUGCCUUUUUCCAAACUUAUCUGACAUAUCUGAUUGUAAUUGUAUUACAUUUUUACUGCACAAUGUGACAAUCAAUUAUAUAUAGAUGAAUGUAGCGUCACUUUUAUAUCCUAGUCAUUCACCUCGCUACACCUUAGCUGGAGGAACAGAGAAAAGAAGAAAAAGAAGGCACCUUCUAUUCCAUGCCAACAGAAUGGUCCUACACUCUUAGAACAAGGGUUCCAAAAAGGUUACAAAGGGGUUCUUUGGCUGUAGAUAGCACCUCUUUUUCUAAGACUGUACCACUUGUUUGUUUAGAUUUUUGAGGUGCACAAUCAGAGGAGGAAACAGGUGCCCUGAUUGGCAUUAAAUCAAACAGUGGUUGUAGAUUUUUGAGGGUUUAUUUUGCUUGUGUGUUGUGAGCCGUGGUUGUGUUUGUACUGCUGCUAUAUGGGGGAAGAAAAGGGCUCUGGAAAGAGUUGGCAACUUGGCAUCCGGUGACAGUGUCUCAUGUUACUGAAUAUCAAGGUGGAAUAUCUGGUGACAGUGUCUCAUGUUACUGAAUAUCAAGGUGGAAUAUCUGGUGACAGUGUCUCAUGUUACUGAAUAUCAAGGUGGAAUAUCUGGUGACAGUGUCUCAUGUUACUGAG